AUGUCCUUCAUCCCCGUCUCCCCCCCACCAACGCCCUCCGGCCCCGGUGGCCCCGGUGGCCCCGGUGGUCCCGGCCUUCUCGCCCCCUCGACGCUCAUAGCCGCCCUCUCCUCCCUCUUAUCCCCACAAACCGGCUCCCUAACACACCUAGUCCAAUCCCUCUCCGUGCUCCUCUCGACCUCGGCAUCCGGCGCCUCCCUCUCCCUCUCCUUCUUCCUGGUGCCUCGCCUCCUCGAAUCGCCUACCCCUUUGAUGCUCACGCAAUGGCGGCGCGCCUACGAGCAGACUUUCUCCACGCUCAACCAGGCCGGCGCCGCCGCCGCGCUGGGGUAUUUCCUGCUGGCGUGGCGGUUCGGGGUCCGGUAUACCGGUGAUGUGGUAAAGGGGGGGAUGCAAGCGUUGAAGUUGGUAAAGAGGGGGCGGAUGUACGCUGUUGCGGGCGCGUUGCUGGUGUUGGGAAUGACGCCGUAUGGGUGGGUGGUGCUGGGCGGGGUGGAGAGACGGUUGGUGGCGAGGGCGGAGGCGGUUGAGCGGGCGAUGGCGCAGAAGGGGGUGGAUGUGGAGGUUGGCGAGCUUGGUGCGGGUGGGAGUGGUGGGGGGUUGAAGAGGAGGCAGUCGGUUAGGGUGAAGGGUAAGGAGAGGGAGAGGGAAAGGGGGGAGAAGGGGAGGGAUAGGGAGGGGAAGGAUAAGGGUAAGGAAAGGGAGAGAGAGAGAGAAAGAGAGGCGAAGGAGGAGGGUUCUUCGAGAGAAGAAUGUGAUGUUGAGGCUGGCUUGGGCGAGAAGGUCGAUAUGAAGGCUGUGGAGAUCGGGGCUAAGUAUUGGGUUGAUCAAUGGGGUGUUUUGAAUUUGGGAAGAGCGGCGAUGAUUGCUGCUUCUGCGGUCAUGGGAUUGAGCGCUUCGCUAUGGAACUAG
This is a messenger RNA of Sordaria macrospora k-hell, 912 nucleotides long. RefSeq lists its product as uncharacterized. The record is from RefSeq and is a predicted model, not a curated record. NCBI's taxonomy places the organism in Eukaryota, Fungi, Ascomycota, Sordariomycetes, Sordariales, Sordariaceae.